AUGGAGCCCCGCGCUGCCGCCGCCCGGGAACUGCUCCUGGCCGCGCUUGAAGACCUAAGCCGGGACCAGCUGAAGCGCUUCCGCCACAAGCUGAGGGACGCGCCGCUGGACGGCCGCAGCAUCCCGUGGGGGCGGCUGGAGUGCGCGGACGCCGUGGACCUCGCGGAGCAGCUGAUGCAUUUCUACGGCCCGGAGCGCGCGCUGGACGUGGCCCGAAAGACCCUGAAGAGGGCGGACGCGCGCGACGUGGCGGCGCGGCUCAAGGAGCAGCUGCUGCAGAGGCUCGGCCCCGGCUCUGCGGCGCUGCUCUCCGUGUCCGAGUACAAGAAGAAAUACCGAGAGCACGUGCUGCGGCAGCACGCCACGGUGAAGGAGAGGGACGCCCGCUCGGUGAGGAUCAACAAGCGCUUCACCAAGCUGCUCAUCGCGCCCGAGAGCGCUGCCCCGGAGCCGCGGGCGCUGGGGCCCGCGGAGGAGCCGGAGCCGGAGCCGGAGCCGGAGCGCGCCCGGCGCUCCGACACCCACACCUUCAACCGCCUGUUCGGCCGCGACGAGGAGGGCCGGAGACCGCUGACCGUGGUGCUGCAGGGCCCGGCGGGCAUCGGCAAGACCAUGGCGGCCAGAAAAAUCCUGUACGACUGGGCAGCGGGCAAGCUGUACCACGGCCAGGUGGACUUCGCAUUCUUCGUGUCUUGCCGCGAGCUGCUGGAGCGACCCGGCGCGUGCAGCCUGGUCGACCUGAUCCUCGAGCAGUGCCCGGACCGCGACGCGCCGGUGCGGCAGAUGCUGGCGCAGUCCGAGCGGUUGCUGUUCAUUCUGGACGGCGUGGACGAACCGCCGGCGCCGGAGCCCGCCGAGGCCGCGCCCUGCACGGACCCCUUCGAGGCCGCGAACGGCGCGCGGGUGCUGGGCGGCCUGCUGACCAAGGCGCUGCUGCCCAGCGCCCGCCUGCUGCUGACGGCGCGCGCCGCCGCCUCCGGGAGGCUGCAGAGCCGCCUGUGCUCGCCGCAGUGCGCCGAGGUGCGCGGCUUCUCCGACAAGGACAAAAAGAAGUACUUCUACAAGUUCUUCCAGGACGAGCGCAGGGCAGAGCGUGCCUACCGCUUCGUGAAGGAGAACGAGACGCUGUUCUCGCUGUGCUUCGUGCCGGCCGUGUGCUGGAUCGUGUGCACCGUGCUGCUCCAGCAGCUGCAGCUCGGCCAGGACCUGUCGCGCACCUCCAAGACCACCACGUCCGUGUACCUGCUGUUCGUCGCCAGCGUCCUGAGCUCGGCGCCCGCCGCCGACCGGCCCCAGCUGCAGGAAGAGCUGCGCAAGCUGUGCCGCCUGGCCCGCGAAGGCGUCCUCGGGGGCAGGGCGCAAUUCUCCGAGAAGGACCUGGAGGGACUGCAGCUUUGCGGCUCCAAAGUCCAGACGCAGUUUCUCAGCAAGAAGGAGAUGCCAGGUGUACUAGAAACCGAGGUCACCUAUCGGUUCAUUGACCAGAGCUUCCAGGAGUUCUUAGCCGCGCUGUCCUACCUGGUGGAGGACGAAGGGGCUCCCUGGGCACCUGCUGGCGGCGUCGGGGCCCUUCUGCAGGCGGACCCGGAGCUGCGUGGCCACCUCACGCUCACCGUGCGCUUCCUCUUUGGACUCCUGAGCGCAGAGCGGAUGGGGGACAUCCAGCGCCACUUUGGAUGCGCGGCUUCAGAGUGUGUGAAGCAGCACGUCCUGAGAUGGGUGCAAGACCAGGGCCAGGGCUGCCCUGGGGCAGCGCCAGUGGGGUCGGAAGAGACCCAAGGGCUCCAGGGCACUGAGGAGUCAGAGGAGGAGGAGGACGAGGAGCUCAGCCACCCGCUGGAGCUGCUGUACUGCCUGUACGAGACGCAAGAGGACGCCUUUGUGCGCCAGGCCCUGCGCAGCCUCCCUGAGCUGGCACUGGAGCAAGUGCACUUCAGCAAAAUGGACCUGGCUGUCCUGAGCUACUGCGUGCGGUGCUGCCCGGCGGGGCAGGCGCUGCAGCUGGUUAACUGCAGGCUGGCUGCCGCACAGAAGAAAAAGAAGGGCCUGGUGAAGCGGCUACAGGGCAGCCUGGGCAGCAGCACCUCUCGAACCACCAUGAGGAAACCCCUGGGCUCCCCACUGCGUCCACUCUGUGAGGCCAUGACCGACCAACAGUGUGGUCUGAACAGCCUGAUGUUGUCCCGCUGCAAGCUCCCCGACUCGGUCUGCAGAGACCUCUCCGAGGCCCUGAGGGAGGCCCCCGCCCUGACAGAGCUGGGUCUCUUCCACAACUGGCUCAGUGAGGCCGGCCUGCGUGUGCUGAGUGAGGGCCUGGCCUGGCCCCAGUGCCGGGUGCAGACACUCAGGGUGCAGCAGCCGGGCCUCCGGGAAGCACUGCAGUAUGUGGUCGGCCUGCUCCAGCAGAGCCCAGCACUGACCACCCUGGACCUCAGUGGCUGCCAGCUGUCAGGGCCCAUGGUGACCUACUUGUGUGCCGUCCUGCAGUACCCAGGAUGCCGCCUGCAAACCCUCAGUCUGACCUCCGUGGAGCUGAGCGAACAGUCACUGCAGGAGCUGCGGGUUGUGGGGACAGCAAAGCCGGGACUGGUCAUCGCACACCCAGCACUGGACGGAGACCCUGAGCCUCACGAAGGGCUCAGCAGUGCCCUCUGAGCCCUGAGGAGAGACUCCGGUCAGCCCUGCGGAGUAGACCUGCCAUUCCAGGGCGAGAGGAUGCUGCUCUCUGCUGUAGGCAAUUCUUUUGAGCCUGAAGGGCCCCAGACAGGCAGGUGGGAGACCCCGACAGACACAGCCCCUUACCUUCUCCUGGACAACCCCCGGGACGUGCCCCUGUCCCCACACCCCGGGGACAGCUUACGUCUCUGUCCUCCCCACCAGGAGGAGGGAUUCUCCUCCCCUAACCCCCACUGCUGUCCCGCCCAUGUUCCUCUCCUGGGACCCUCCAGCCCGCCCACUGCAGACACCCCCCCCAGCAACAAGGGUGAUACUGAGAGCCCCCAGAAACUGAGUACCUACUGUGUGCUGGCCUUUCCCUGGUGAGCUCAGCACAGGAAGACCCACUGCUGAUCCUGUCCCCUUCCACAGUGUGGGCACCCACAGCCCCACUACUCAGCUCCAGCUGCAGGGGAUCAAGCAGGGGCUGACCCUUGACUGAAGGCAGGUAGGCCCCCGUCCCUCCUCAGGAAUUUGGGGCUCAGCAUUAGGAGUGAAGCCAUCCUGAGGCUGUGUGGUCUGAGCCCAGAGGUGUCCGCUCGCUGUCUGAGGACUUCAGAACAGAGACCAGAGGCGAGUGGAUGUGGAGCAGUGGCCCUGCUCUGGAUGACGGCACAGGUGGUGGGCAGCGCCCCCAUGCGCUGACAAUA
Molecule: messenger RNA, 3365 nt
Organism: Hippopotamus amphibius kiboko
Lineage: Eukaryota; Metazoa; Chordata; Mammalia; Artiodactyla; Hippopotamidae
Gene: NLRP6
Product: NLR family pyrin domain containing 6
Exons: 7
Coding region: 1-2655 (884 amino acids)
Biological process (GO): regulation of inflammatory response; acute inflammatory response; response to bacterium
Cellular component (GO): canonical inflammasome complex; cytoplasm
Molecular function (GO): vasopressin receptor activity; peptide binding
Source: RefSeq, a predicted model, not a curated record